Molecule: messenger RNA, 3450 nt
Organism: [Torrubiella] hemipterigena
Lineage: Eukaryota; Fungi; Ascomycota; Sordariomycetes; Hypocreales; Clavicipitaceae
Source: the annotation of a GenBank genome assembly
AUGCCAUCGCACAGCACAGCACCCCAAGCUUGUGGGGUGUGGACCUCGGCAUGUGCUCUCCAAAUACCCGAAAACGCCAUCCCAAGCUUUCUCUCUUUCUCUCUCUCCGACCGGACAACUGCGUUUCAAAACCUUCUUUAUCAUCACAAAAUAAUCACCACCGUUUCCGACUCUUCCUUUUCCAGCUCACACUUCUCGCAACCACCCACCACCCCUCCAUCACCUCGAUCGCAUAAAACCUCAACUGUCUUCAAAAUGGUUGCCGACGCUCUCGUCUACCACCCUUCCGUAGCUCACUACCUGCGCUUCGUCGCCACCACCGUCGGCCGCGACAAGGUCCUGCGUCUGAUCCAGUACUUUGCCCGCUUCUACAGCUGGUACCUGCUGCGCACCAACGCCACCACGGCCUCCAUCAACCCCUGGGAUGCCGUCAAGAAGCAGCUCGGCCUCGCCCGCAAGGUCAUGCGCUUCGGCAAGAACAUUGAGCACGUCAAGGCUGCUGCUGUCGCCGCCGACGCCAAGUCCAUGGACCCCGUCCUCCGCUACGCCGCCAUCGGCAGACAGCUCGGUUAUGCCGGAUACCUGACCUUUGAUGCCCUCACCCUCCCUGACGCCAUCGGCUUCCGCAAGUCGCCCUCCACAAAGACUUUCACCCAGCAGGCCCAGCGCUUCUGGGCCAUGGGUAUCACCUUCAGCAUUGCUGCCCAGCUCUACACCCUCUACACCCUUAAGCAGCGCGAGCAGCGCAUCGACCGUAAGGACGGCGAGGGUGUCGUCGAGAGCAAGCGCAUCAAGAUUGAGCGUGCUACCAGCCAGCUCCAGCUCUUGUCUGACUUUGCCGAUCUCACCAUCCCCACCUCCGGCCUCGGCUGGACCAACUUUGACGAUGGCUUCAUUGGUCUUGCCGGUACUCUCAGCAGCGCCAUUGGCAUCUACAACCAGUGGAGAAAGACUACCUAAGCUACUCAUUACAUACGCUACUCCUUGUUCCUCCCGGUUGUCACAGUCGUCAGCAACGGACAUGGAAACAAGGCAAUAACCCCCCAACAACAAUAAUGUAUCAUACCAACGAGUGCUGUCCCUGUUUGUCGAUGGACUUCACCAUCCCUUUGAUUUGGUCUUUCCUUGCAAGGCGUCAUCUUUGUUCGGCUCCUGUUCUCAGUGGAUUGUCUGCAAAACGUCAACUAUUACUGCCCAAUCUUUCUCUUUAUGUUCUUCCCGUUUACGAUGCAAAGAAUCACUAGUAAAAUAUUUCAUACAAUAUUAAAAAAAAAUAACAAUUAAAGAUUUCAUAUUCUGGUUAUCACAAUUUUACCUAGUCAGAGAAGAAAAAAUUAAAAGCAAAUUAAAAGGAACAAAGGCUAGCGUAAACGUAAACGCAGCAAAUCAAGCAACCCGCCUCGAGAAACAUGUUCAAGCAAAUAUAACAUCGCUGCCACGCUUUUCGACAGCAAAAUAGGCAGAAUUCAUACAAAGUAUCGUUACACCUGGAAGGGUAGAUUGGGCUGGUUUGGCGCACCCUUCCAAAUGCUAUGCCGACUAUGCAGUAGUAGUAGCCUUCCAUCACGCGCAAGGCUGAUUAGAAGGCAGUACAACUUGAGCGAGCACAGCACAUGUCGAUAGUCGAGAGUGUUGGCAAGGCACGUCGUCUAAAUGGUCGCGUCAGCAACGGUAUCCCAUUGUCGCCAACCUGGCACCCCAUCACCAAUAGCACGGAAGAAAAUGGGUGGAUUUACCAAUAAUGCCCCUCGCGUCCAUAAUCUCUUCCGUAGCUAGGUUCACGCGGCGGGUAGGGUGGUGCCUCUCGAGGGGGGAAGCCCCUCGGCGGUCGAUGGUACUGACGCUCCUGGGCAUAGGGGUCGGGUGGAGGAGGGGGAGGGUAGUCGUGGCGGUAAUCAUCAUAUCGGCCUCGAGGGGGAGGUGCCAUGUAGUCCGCCAUGGGACGGCGUGGGGGGGAGUGGUAGGGCCCGCGGUCGUCGUAGUACUCUCGUCGAGGGCUACGGUUACGGUAUCCAUAUGGAGGUCCUUCACGGCGAGGGCUGUAUCCACGAGGAGGUCCGCGGCGGUCAUAUCCAUCGUACGAAGGCAUAAAUGGUCGCCGACCGGGUGAUCGAGACCGUCCACGAUCUCUGGGAACUUCGGUUUGGGUCUGCCGCCUGUGUUAGUGGACACUGAUGAAAAGAUAAUGGGCAAAAAAACAAAAUUUUCUUACAUCGGCUACGCACUGGACAGUGACGCCCUUAAAUUCAGUAUUGUCCAGCUUCUCCACGGCAGUCUUCAGGUCCGCAGCGUUUUCGUAUUCAACAAAUCUAAGCAUCAGCAGCUGUUAGUGCACUAGUCCUUGGUUGUCUCAGAGAAAUAGCAUAUCGUACCCUCUAUCGGAAUCGCGCCCAGUCUCAGAGUAAACAACGUCAAGGCCGGGCUGACGUGCAAAGUCCUUGAGGUCCUAUUCCAGAAUCCAGGUAAGUGGUUUGGCUCGUCCAGUGGGUGUCCCUGGCGGGGGCAGCAGCGACAUAGCUACUACACCAGCCCAAGGGGUGGCAUCAACGCACCUGCCAGCUAGUCUCGGUUGGGAGGCCAUUAAUCUGCAUCCGAUGAAUCGUUCGGCGAGGUCGAGGGGGUCCGCGUUCGUGGUGGCCGUAUCCGCCAGUCUCUUUUGGUCGUGUGCCUCGGGCAAACUGGACGGUCAAUCGUUCGCCCAUAAAAGUCGAGCCAUCUGCGUAUUGGAUUGAGGUUAGCUAGGCCGUUGGGAUGUCUAAACAGCAUCAAUAUCCCAUCGGAGAGGCAGUUGAACGUACGAAAAGCUGUGUAGCAAGCAGAAACAGAUUAGCGAGCUAGUCUCGUGACAUGGCGCCGACGGCAGUUACUCACCGGGAACUACAUCUCGGGCAUCCAUAGGAUCCUUGUAUUCGAUAAAGCCGAAGCCGUUCAUCAGCUUGACUUCUACGAUUUCUCCGGUGCCAUGCGUCGCAAAGUGAGCUUCAAUAUCGGCCUUGGUAGCUGUGUUCCGGGGAUAUGGUCAGUCGGGUUGCCUGGGGGGCGCAAAAAUACGUAAGAGAGUUAUGGAGGAGAGUAUGGACCAUUGCGUGGGAGGUUUCCCAGAUAGAGACGGGUAUUUGAAACCUCGGUCAUGAUGAAUCGAUUGGGCAGAGAGCAGGCGCUCUUCUGUGCAAGUCAGAAAGCGGCGAUGUCCUCGACGGGCCGUUGGCGACGGGGCAGGAGCCUAGCAGAAGAGGUGUGAGGGGGCUGGCGCCAGUAAAGAGCAGAAGAGAAGGUGGCGGUCCUCGAGCAGAUGGCCGGGCUUUUGUUGGUGAAGCUGAGAAAUAAAAGAAUCCAGGUAGGGCACCGGGGGGACAAGUUGGGCACGGAAAGGACCAGAGAGGGGGGAAGGGAAGGAGCAGCGCUCGCACUGUUUGUUGGGGGCAAACCUGAAGAGCAGCGAAGAUGCGG